UUAUUUAGACGUCAAAAUGACGAUAUCAGAGAGUACAAUUUAGAUUUUUGAAAUUCUCAUUGUAAAUAAGAUUUAAAUGCUAAUUAUUAAAUAGAACACAUGACAAAUAUCUAUAUUUAUUGUGACGACCAAUAGUUCCAUUAGUUCUAGUCAGAAAUGUUACUUAAUGACUCGCCAUAUGACAUAGAAUUUUUCUACAACUUUUACGUGAAAUUCCUUGCGGAACUGUUGUUGUAUUUUAGGAAUUUCGCUCUUUACAUAAGCUUAUGGCUGUUGGGGUAUGUGUUGGUGUGUUGUGUGGUGUAUCGGCGGUAUGCAAGGCGGCUACCGACGAGGACUCGUGGAGCUUUAGGCGCGAAGAGAGUGUUGGUAGUGGUCGCGCACCCGGAUGACGAGUGCAUGUUUUUCGGGCCCACGAUCUUCAGAUUGUGCGAGCAGGGUGCUGACGUGCAUGUGUUGUGCUUAUCUAAUGGUAACUUCGAAGGCAAAGGCCGUUUAAGACGUAAAGAGCUAUGGGAUGCUUGCAAUGAGCUGGGUGUUCCAGACGAGAACAUAUGUUUAAUAAUGGACGAUAGACUGCAAGACAACCCUAAGAUCAACUGGCCAGUGCCCGUAUUGGCCAAGCUGAUCCAUCACCAGUUAGAAUCAAUAGAUAUAGAUACGCUUGUUACGUUUGACCGAGGAGGUGUCUCCGCACAUGCCAACCACUCCGCUGUGUUCUAUGCUGUUGCUUAUAUGUUUGUUGAGAAGUUAAUACCACAAAGAUGUACUGUGUACACAUUGGAUUCAGUGAAUUUGUUCAGGAAAUACAUUGGAUUCCUUGACCUGCCACUUAGUUUCUUAUUGUCCUCUAAAAGAUACUUUCUACGCUGGACGGAAAGCCGUCGCAUAGUCCGAGCGAUGAAGAAGCAUCGUUCACAGAUGGUCUGGUUCCGGUACCUCUACGUGUUCUUCUCAAGAUACAUGAUCAUCAACACGUUGCGGAGAAUCAGUCUCGCAGACAUUGAGCUUGAGUUGGAGGUCGAUGAUUAAGUACAAAGACUAAGCGAAAAUAAAACAAUAAGGUACUUCAGAACAAAGGAAAAAUGUGGAUUCUGCACGCAAAGGCGCGGGUAGCUGUUGAAUGUAGUUACCUACAGUUUUCACAAUUAGAAUCAUGGUGUUCGUGGGAUCAUAUUGGUCUAAGCAAAAGCUCUUAAAUGAUAUUGAGUCAGUUCCAACUGUAUGAUAGACGAGUUUCUUUAAGUGUCGUUAUCAAAAUCGGGACUGCUGUUCCAGAGAUCAGAACGAGGGCUACCGUUUCUUUUUUUGCUCAACAGAUGGCACUAAUCUAUAUACUUAAUAUUAUAAAGCUGAAGAGUUUGUUUGUUUGUUUGAACGCGCUAAUCUCCGGAACUACUGGUCCGAUUUGAAUAAUUAUUUUUGUGUUGGGUAGUGCAUUUAUCGAGAAAGGCUAUAGGGUAUAAAACAUCACGCUAUGACCAAUAGGAGCCAAGCAGAGCGGGUGAAACCGCGCGGAAGUAGCUAGUAUAAAGUCUAUUUGUCCAAUCACUUUAGCUGUCAAAAAGUAACAUGGACAGUCCCUUACGCUUCACUAGCGACAUCUGUUGAGCAAAAAAGAACCGGUAUUAUUGUCCGCUAUUCUGUUAUUUAAUAUUAAGAUUUAUUAUAUAAGGUGAACCUUGCUGUUGACGCUUGUAAGAUGAAUUUAUUUAAACAAAUUAUCUAGGAUUAUGUUCUAUGUAUGUAUGUAAAUAAUUUGAAGUUGGAUGCUAACUUACUAUGUGUUCGUGUUAGAGGUGUACAGCAAUAUUUGUUAAUUUUGUGAUUACUUUUGUAAAUUUGAUAAUGAAAGAAAGCUUGGUGUGUCAGUAGGUUUGAGAAUCGGUUCUCGGGCUAAAUCAAGGACCUCUCAACACAUAUUAAGUUAGCAAUCGUACUAUAGUACCCUUAGUACGAGUUUGCUUUACGUUGAACGAAAACGAAACGUGAGCACGUUCAGCGCUCUCAUUGGCCGGCUCGAAUAAACCAACCAAUCAGAGCACGAACGCGCUCUCGUUUUGAUUACUUUAAACGUAAAAAAACUUAUACUAAUGGUACUGUUCUCACAUACACAACUGUCAUAAACAGUAGUGUAAUGGUUUUAAACUAUAUUUUUUUUUAACUUUUUGUAAAGUUUUUUAAAAUUUCAUCUGUGCUACUGCGUGUUAGCGUGGAUAUAAUGUAUGUAUGUAUGUCAAAAGUAUUUCAACCCUGUGAUAUUAAGUUCUUUUGUUCGAAAAUUGGCAUUUUUUAUUAAUUUCUUAUUUAUUUUUUGAGUUCAAAUAAAUUAUUAACUUGA
Spodoptera frugiperda (fall armyworm) is the source of this 2341-nucleotide messenger RNA. RefSeq names its product N-acetylglucosaminyl-phosphatidylinositol de-N-acetylase (gene PIG-L). Lineage: Eukaryota; Metazoa; Arthropoda; Insecta; Lepidoptera; Noctuidae. Bases 157 to 1032 code for a protein of 291 amino acids. Gene Ontology annotation, biological process: GPI anchor biosynthetic process. The record is from RefSeq and is a predicted model, not a curated record. The transcript has 5 exons. Gene Ontology annotation, cellular component: endoplasmic reticulum. Gene Ontology annotation, molecular function: N-acetylglucosaminylphosphatidylinositol deacetylase activity.